AUGGACAAUGUGUUUCGAUUGUUUGAUGCAACCCAUGACAUCACACUAGACUUUAUGGGGUAUGUGGCAGCAGUGCACCUCGUUCUUAGAGGAAAGCUCGAGGACCGACCGAGGUCUUCUUUCAAAUUUUAUGACAGAGAUGGAAACGGACAUCUUGACAAAAAGGAGCUAAAACAAGUUAUCAAAAUCAUCUACAAUAUCAAGAGGCAUGGGAACCCAUCUGAAACGGAGAACCUGACCCCUGAUCAAAUCACUGAGCGGAUCUUUGACCUGGUGGAUAAGAAUAAAGACAGCCAGAUUUCCCUGGAGGAGUUCCUGGAUGGGGCUCAGAAGGACCAGUGGGUGCUGGACCAGCUCCAGCUGGACAUGAGGCCCUGUGGGUGGUUCCUAGAAUAGCAGAGGAAUAAUGUGGAGGAAGAACUGCAGAGGAAGAACAACAAGUGGAUUGGAUUCCUACAACGAUAUUUGUAAGAUAUAUAGACAAUAUAUUGAUAUGGACAAAGGACAGAGCUAUUAACAAAACACAUGGUGCCAUAUCGUACAAUCCUGUGAGAGAGAUGAGAGAUUUGUGGCUGGUUUUAAAUUCGAGAUGACAUGAAGAUUUCCCCCUUUUUCACGACAAUCAACUGCCAAAAGCUCUGCAUGAUUUAGAAUGACGGCCGGGAUGAAACAAACGGAGGUAUGCAGAAAGAGCUGUCCCACUACCGACAGGUCAUUAUUUGAAAGAGCUGUCCCUCUACCGACAGGUCAUUAUUUGAAAGAGCUGUCCCACUACCGACAGGUCAUUAUUUGAAAGAGCUGUCCCUCUACCGACAGGUCAUUAUUUGAAAGAGCUGUCCCUCUACCGACAGGUCAUUAUUUGAAAGAGCUGUCCCUCUACCGACAGGUCAUUAUUUGAAAGAGCUGUCCCUCUACCGACAGGUCAUUAUUUGAAAGAGCUGUCCCUCUACCGACAGGUCAUUAUUUGAAAGAGCUGUCCCUCUACCGACAGGUCAUUAUUUGAAAGAGCUGUCCCACUACCGACAGGUCAUUAUUUGAAAGAGCUGUCCCACUACCGACAGGUCAUUAUUUGAAAGAGCUGUCCCACUACCGACAGGUCAUUAUUUGAAAGAGCUGUCCCUCUACCGACAGGUCAUUAUUUGAAAGAGCUGUCCCACUACCGACAGGUCAUUAUUUGAAAGAGCUGUCCCUCUACCGACAGGUCAUUAUUUGAAAGAGC
Oncorhynchus tshawytscha (Chinook salmon) is the source of this 1219-nucleotide messenger RNA. RefSeq names its product guanylyl cyclase-activating protein 2-like. Lineage: Eukaryota; Metazoa; Chordata; Actinopteri; Salmoniformes; Salmonidae. Gene Ontology annotation, biological process: visual perception. The record is from RefSeq and is a predicted model, not a curated record. The coding region runs from base 1 to 396 and encodes 131 amino acids. Gene Ontology annotation, molecular function: calcium sensitive guanylate cyclase activator activity; calcium ion binding. The transcript has 4 exons. Gene Ontology annotation, cellular component: cone photoreceptor outer segment; photoreceptor inner segment.